This is a messenger RNA of Erigeron canadensis, 1642 nucleotides long. RefSeq names its product BTB/POZ domain-containing protein At3g49900. NCBI's taxonomy places the organism in Eukaryota, Viridiplantae, Streptophyta, Magnoliopsida, Asterales, Asteraceae. Gene Ontology annotation, molecular function: protein binding. The record is from RefSeq and is a predicted model, not a curated record. Bases 47 to 1471 code for a protein of 474 amino acids. The transcript is spliced from 4 exons.
UUUUAUAUUGGUAACCUUUCAUAUAUUCUCUCUAGUCUCAACAAAAAUGAGACCUCCGGCCGUAGUGGCGGAGUUAGAAGAUUGCCAUAAUAAUAAUUUAAAGGUGGUGGAAACCAUUUAUGAGGAGGAUUAUAGUGAUGACGACACGACGUCCACCGUCGCUUCUCCACCUCCCUUCUCCCCUUCCACCACCUCUCUCCAUUCACGAGUUAAACUCUGGUCCCUUAAUAAUGGAGUUGAAACCGAUGUGAUUAUACGUGUUCAAGGAUCAUCUUUUCAUUUACACAAGGACCCUUUAACGCGAUGCAGUGGAUAUCUGAAACGGCAAUUAACGGAAUCAUCAGAAAUUACUAUAUCCCCGCCGUUAAAGAUAACGCCUCACACGUUUACUUUAGUCGUGGACUAUUGUUACGGAGGUCACCUUUUUAUUACACCGUUCAAUGUGGCUUCUCUUUUACUAGCAGCCGAGUUAUUAGAAAUGACUCGUGACGCGUAUCACAAAGUUGAAAAUCUCCAUCGUAAGACGGAGACGUACUUAUGUCGGACGGUUAUGGUCGACCAAGAUUACGUGGCGGUGGUUUUAAAGUCGUGCAUUGGACUAUUGCCCGAUGUGGAGACUAAAACGGGGCUUAUAAGUAGGUGUAUCGAGGCUUUGAAGUUGAAUCGUGACGUUGUUGGUGAUGUUUCGAGUUGGUUUGAUGGGGUUCAGGAGUUGUCUAGUGUCGAGUUUCGGUUAGUUGUUGGAGCUUUGCAACAAAAUUUGACGGGUAGGCACGAUCUUCUUUACAGAAUCAUCGACUUCUAUUUCAAGGAAGUGGGUGGGAAGACGAGGGAAGAAGAAGGAAGCAAGAUAUGCAAUUACAUCGACUGUUCAAAUCUAUCAUCACAAGUUCUAAUGCAUGCCGUUCAAAACCCAAGAAUGCCCUUAAGGUUUGUGGUUCAAGCCAUGUUUAUCGAGCAACUCAACACGCGCCGCUCUGUUUUCUCCGCAACCCAAACCCUCAAAAACAAUCACCACCAGCAACCAAUCAAACACCUUUCGGCCGGCCCCAAGUCUGUCACCCUUGGCGCGAUCCUCCAACGUGAUGCUGCACGUCGUCAGGUGGCAAACCUGAAAGACUCCAUGGACUAUACUAGCACCCGGAUUCAAAUCUUGGAAGAAGAGAUCAAUGGCAUGAGGAAGCUUCUACUUAACAAACCGGAUACGGGUCGUGUUAUUGGUCAGGGUAAGUCUGAGAGUUUUCGGUUUAGCUCUGAAAGGAAAGUUGAAAGAGGGCAAAGAGGGUCUGUUUCUUCUGCUAGUUUUCGGGUCGUGGAUAUGGGAAAUGAGUCUGAAUAUUCGGGCGAUCAAGUGAUCACUCCUAGGCGUUUCGGGCAACGAGUGAUGAAUGGGUUGAAAAGUGCAUUUCGAAAAUCAGGUUUGGGUCGUAACCGGGAUGAAUUUAGUAAAACAGGAAAAAAGAAGAAUUAGCAGUUACUAGAGUUUUUUAUCGUAGCUAGCCAUUUUGUUGAAGGGACAUAUAUAUAGUGUUGUUUAUUUAUGUAAAAACGUAUGCAUUUAGUCUCAAAGAUGUAAAUUAUUUUUAGUUCCUGGCGAAUAUGGGUUAUAUAUUGAUUGUGUCAAUCUACCAACAAAUUUGUU